UUAUAUGAGAGCUCAAGAUACCAACAAAAUACCAUGCAGAUUAUCUGGAGGGACAACGCGGACGCCCAGGUCUACGAGACUGCCCGCCUGGACAACGUCUUCAACAAACACAGCCCAAAUCGAUUUCCACUGGCAAUUGUCAAGGUGACCAGCGAAAAUGAUGUCAUUGCAGCCGUACAGCUGGCAAUCCAACAUAAAUGCCAGGUCUCCGUGCGGGCGGGAGGUCACUCUUUCCCAGUAUGGAGUGUCCAAGAUGAUUCGAUCUUGGUGGACAUGGGCGACUGGAAGCAAGUCAAGAUUGAUCCAGAGAAAAGCGCUGCUACAGUGACGCCUAGCGUCACCAGCAAGGAGCUCAAUGACCGUCUUGCCCUCCAUGGAUUAAUGUUUCCCGGAGGCCAUUGCGGUGAUGUAGGAUUGGGGGGUUUUUUGCUUCAGGGCGGAAUGGGGUGGAAUUGCGGAAACUGGGGAUGGGGUUGUGAAUUUGUCGAAGCUGUAGAUGUUGUGACUGCCCAAGGCCAACUUGUCCACUGCAGUGCACAGCAGAACGAAGACCUUUUUUGGGCUUCUCGUGGAGCCGGACCGGCUUUCCCGGGUCUUAUCACGCAGUUCCAUGUGCGUCUCAUACCACUUCCGCUAGAGAUCCAUUCCUCGAUGUAUAUCUACCCUCAAAAUCUAUACUACGAGGCAUUCAACUGGGCUCUAGCAUUGGCACCUACCUUAGAUGGUGACACAGAGAUCACCGCAAAGGCCAAAUGUGACGAAGGAAAGCCGGUCUUCGCCAUCUAUUUCACCAGCAUGAAGGAUACCGAAGCGGAUGCCAGAGCAGCUCUUCAGCAUGUUCAAAAUUCCAGACCCGCAGGCGCACUAACUGAAUCCUUCUGUUACAAAGACAGUCUGGGUAAACUCUACGAGGUCAUGAGCACCUUGCAUCCUAAGAACCACCGAUAUCUGUCGGACAAUGUAUACCUUAAAAAUGAUGCAGAUGUGCCCGGUCUCUUAGAAAAAGCGUGUUUUACGCUCCCACACCAAAAGUCCUAUCUCUUCUGGACUUCAAUGCGUCCGUGGAGUAGAAAGAAGCUUCCUGAAAUGGCGCUCAGUAUGCGAUCAGAUCAUUAUUUCGCGGUUUAUCUGAUUUGGGAAAAGGAAGAAGAUGACCGGCGGUGUCGGGAGUGGCUGCAACAAGUCAUGAAAAAGGUUGAAGUCGAAUCCGUUGGGUCAUAUAUAGGAGACUCGGAUUUCGAGCUACGCUUGACUGAAUACUGGACGGUGGAUAAUGCCCAGCGGCUUACGAAAAUCCGAGACGAACGGGAUCCCGAUGGCCGAAUAAAUGGGGGGUUUCCUGCAGCCUCCAAGAGAAGCGUUUCGAGACAGGGAUAAGAGCAUUUGAUUUCGUUUUGGUGCUUCAUAAUGUUGAAGAAUGCAAUCUAUGACGAGAUACGAGCCCAGGUUCUACCAAAAUUUCAUUAAACACCUUCGACCUCGCAUCGACACCAGAAAGCGAACUCCUUGG
Messenger RNA from Aspergillus steynii IBT 23096, 1510 nucleotides. RefSeq names its product FAD-binding oxidoreductase. The transcript is spliced from 3 exons. Gene Ontology annotation, molecular function: FAD binding; oxidoreductase activity. The record is from RefSeq and is a predicted model, not a curated record. The coding region runs from base 34 to 1377 and encodes 447 amino acids. NCBI's taxonomy places the organism in Eukaryota, Fungi, Ascomycota, Eurotiomycetes, Eurotiales, Aspergillaceae.